UAUAGUAUUAUAGAUUAGUAACAUCUAAUGCCUUAUCACUAUUAGGACAGUGAACUGUUUUCAGCCAAUGCCCUUGGGAACAGAAGAAACCAGACUUCAGAAAGAAUACACAUUAUGCCUAAGACGACUUAUGUCAGGUAAGUUCCUAGCUACCUGACACUCUUGAAUAUUUCAAAAAUAAACCUUGCCCCAGGAGCUUCCACCUGAGUGGGUGGUGGGAUUCCAGGGCGCUGCUAUGGAGGGGUGUAGUGAGCCACAGCUGGAUGCUAAGGCCAAGGUCACCAACUAGCUCAUAGAUUUUCAGUGGAAGCUGGGUAUGGCUGUGCGCUCAGACAGCUGCAGAUCACUUAAGUAUCCUUAUGUUGCAGUGAUGCUCAAAGUGGCAGAUCAUUCAGGCCAAGUAAAGAACAAGUCCUUCGAAAUGACAAUUCCACAGUUUCAGAAUUUUAGACAGUUCAAGGAAAUUGCUGCAAUUAUUGAAACUGUGUGAAAACUGAUUACUUGGUUGAUGAAUUGCUACCAUCAUUCUAAAAUAAUGGACUUUACUUUCUGCAACAAAACUGCCUAAGGAUCAAAUGAUAUUUAUUGAAUGAAAAUUACACUUUUGGUUUUCCAUUUUUUUAAAUAAUAAAAAAGAAAAUCAGACAAACAGGAAUUACAAAGUGGUGAUUGCCACACACUUUGUGAAUGUACUAAGAGCCACUGAAUUGGAAACUUUA
Molecule: messenger RNA, 719 nt
Organism: Aethalodelphis obliquidens (Pacific white-sided dolphin)
Lineage: Eukaryota; Metazoa; Chordata; Mammalia; Artiodactyla; Delphinidae
Product: COMM domain-containing protein 6-like
Molecular function (GO): NF-kappaB binding
Source: RefSeq, a predicted model, not a curated record